Molecule: messenger RNA, 219 nt
Organism: Neurospora tetrasperma FGSC 2508
Lineage: Eukaryota; Fungi; Ascomycota; Sordariomycetes; Sordariales; Sordariaceae
Exons: 2
Coding region: 1-219 (72 amino acids)
Source: RefSeq, a predicted model, not a curated record
AUGCGGAUGCAGGCCAUUCUUGCAGCCCUGAGCAAGAACAAGAGCGUUGCUCACGCAUAUCUCCAAGUCAGUGCUCCCAAUCGCUUUGUGGCUGCCCCGAAGGCCGAGAUCAAGGCACCUCUAAGCGGAAACCAAACAUCAAACGACAACAAAGUCGAGCUCGUGCGCGAGGGCCUGAAGGCAAAGAAGGCUGAAGGAAAGAUAGGUAGCCGAGGGUAA